Messenger RNA from Momordica charantia (bitter melon), 299 nucleotides. The record is from RefSeq and is a predicted model, not a curated record. Lineage: Eukaryota; Viridiplantae; Streptophyta; Magnoliopsida; Cucurbitales; Cucurbitaceae.
UGUCCGGUAAGUUCAACGCCGGCGACUUUUUUCCGUCGCUCGAGCGGCUGGAUUUGCAGGGCGUGGCCGGCGAGAUGAAGAAGGUCCACCGGUGGUUCGACGAUUUCUUGACGGAGAUUUUAGAGGAGCGGCGGAUGGGCGGCGACGGCGGGCAGCACGAUGACUUGCUGAGCACGCUUCUGUUCUCGCAGGAUGGAGCUGAUGAUGAGAACGAGAAGCUUAAUGACACUGAGAUCAAGGCCUUGUUGUUGAACAUGUUUACGGCUGGAACUGACACGUCAGCGAGUACAGUAGAGUGG